GAGCCAAUGAUGGGGGGGCGGGUAUGUUUCCUCGUCCAGCACUGCUACGUGUUCUCGCUCGUAAAGACUUUGUAUGAUUCCUAUUUUAUUUUCUUAAGUCCUUUUUUUACUAAAGCAUAUCUCCGGGACAAAAAAAAUCCCGAGAACGAAUCCGAGUUCUACGGGGGGGGUCGUACCAAGCGAGUUCUUCCUUGAAUGUGAUUUCAGUACUUCAUUCAACAACGUAGCACACUCAUGAACGUUGCAUCACGCAUGGUCAAUGUAGUAAUUGUAAUCGGUGGUCACCUGCGAUGCCUGGCUGAGUCGUGAAGUGCUCUCCUGCUACCACGCGCAAUGAGGCAUUGACGUUCUUCCCCCGUUUAUACAGCCCUGCAGAGCGAGUGGUGGAAAUUCCACAUCUUCAUAGCGGUGGCCGUGUCCAUCUACAGGACAACCACUGUUGAUUUCCCCACAAAUACGGUGGUACUCACUUUAUCGUCCUUCUAGGGCUGUGCCCUAAGUCACUUAAAACACCCUCACUCCAUCGUGAGAACACUGAAAUUCCACGAUUUGAGUUUCAAGGAAACUCUGACGGCUCCGUUUCCCACACCUCAGGCCAAUCGCUGAGCAGCUGUCCUGCAUGAGCUUCUUCAUGACAUAGUUGUUGAUUAACUAGCAAAUAUUUGAAGAGCCUAGAGGCAACAUUUUCAUUUGGUUUUUAUUGACUUUUUAAGUGUACCGACCGAUCUUAAACGUUAAUGUAAUGUCCAUUUUAUUUGUACAGUGUUCACCUACAUAUACAUUUAUUGUAUUUACACUAGUUUAACCAGAAAAGUCUCCCAUGACUUUUCUGGUUACAGCCGUGGGUGUCGUUGCUUUGGCCUCCCAAUUGAGUAAUUUGCGGGUAAUUUUUUCAGCAUCAGGAUCUUUGGGCCAAAACAACUUACAUUCUAUGUCUUGUAUAACUAAAGCAGGAAACUGGAGAACCCGGACGACACCCAUGCAGAACCGUGGGAGAGAAUAUUCAUAUUCUUGGUUCUUUCGGUAAAGUCACGUAGAAGGGAAAUAAUAAAAAUAAAACAUAAAAUAAAAUUCUCACAGUGGGAGAGGACAUGAACUACACGCAGAAAGGUGGCCCCAGUCGGGUAUCGAACCCAGGUCCUUGCUGUGAGGCACAGGUACUACCACUGCCACCACCCUGCCACAAAAAAAAUUAGAUAUUAUGUUUCACUAGGAAUGGUUCAUCAUUGUCAUUUGCACAAACGUGUAUCAGCUUCACUCGGAAGGCGGCAGACUGAAAAGUACACCGGGCUGAGAUUGAUGGCAUGGGUAGGGCCGCUCUGGAACGCGUGUCUGUGUGGAGAAUAAUUUAAUGUUGAGAUAGGCGUUGUGUCCACGGUACUUGUGAGCCUCCGGGAUAGCAGCCCUGAAAGGCACAGCCCAUAGAAACACUCCGAUGUUUUAUUGUGAGCACGUCGAGACCAGUUGGAGAAACACAAGGCAUGGCACGAGUUGCUGUUUCCCCACAAAGUGGAGAUCGACUGCAGUAAAUCUUUCUGCACACUGUGAGACAAAGUAAGACAAAAUACAACACUGCAUCGUCCACCAAUUGGCAACGUGAACAGCUCAAAUGCAAUUACAAGAUUUUGGUUUGUGCCAUUUCGCGUUGUAUAUGCGACUUACCUUUGUCUACUCAAAAAUCGCUCUAUGCAGUAUGCGGUUUGAAUUCACACUGCAUGUUGCUAUGCAUGGUUUGUGCUACUCGGCAGGCAGAGCUGCCUCGUGUGGUUUUGCAUUUGUAUGCCCCAUUUUGGAAUGCAUCUACUACCGCAUAGGUCGAUGUAAACCUAUACAUUCUAAUUGCAUACUGAUAGCUGCAUUCAGAACACUGUGAUCUGAGUUUAUAAUCAUUUACAAACUUAUUGGCAUUUGUUAGCACUUAAUUAUUACUUGCAAACUGUCUAAUAUUAAACACCUUCAGUAGUUUAUAACCCCAGAUUUGAAAGAUUGUGUUGUUUGGUCUUUACAUUAUAGAUGGAGACUAAAUAGUGUAGUUGACUGGCACAAUAUUUCACAGAGCAUGGCCGUCUGGAAUAAAAUACACUGGCGUGGUUGACUACCUGUGGAUUUUGGCCAAAAUACACAAAUACUUGUGAUGAAUAUUACAUCACAAGCCAUGUGUUCGGCUCAGUCAGGGUGUAAUAACUGUUCCCGUCUGAUAUUUAAUUCUAUAUUUAAAAUUGUGUCUAAGAUGCAUUAAGACUGUUUUAGCCGGUGCGUACGGCUCCCAAAAUGAGGACUUUUAAGGCUCUAAUUCAAAUAUUAGCUGUCAUGCAUCCAGCAUUGUUGGUGCCAAAGGGAAGACUUCUUAGCAUAAGCCACAGCCAUUUGAAGCUCUCACUCCUUGAUCAUGCUGUUGCUGCUGCGGCCAGGAAAACGAUGCUGAAGGUUAACCCAGCAGGACGGGCAUAAUUGUAGUCAUGUCACUGCAGACAGGGCAUCAAAGUACAUCUUAUGCUCAAAGUACAUCAUAUGCUCAAAGGACACACAAAGUGCAUUUCAAAUAAGAUGUGAUUGCACUUGCUGGUGUGCUGCAAAAUGUUCCCAACAAUACUGAUGCUGCCUCGCUUCUGCUGACAUGAAUGAAUUGUCGUGCAGAAUUGAUAUGAAAGUUCCGAACAGAGAUGUCCUUUAUAAUGAACAGAUACAUUGUGAAUGCCAAACACCAUUGGCUGCAAAUGUUCUAAACAAUCAGCGGCCAGUCUCUAUCUGCUGCUGGCUAAAUGCCUGCAUUUUAACAGUGCCAUCAAAUUCGUGUAGCUGCUGUCCCAAACGUCUUGCUUCAUUGUCCUCUCGUUUGCCUGCCUACCCAGGCCACCUUUGCCCCCUUUUGCGUAUUGCAUCUGCAUUGCAAUUUGGAUUAACAUUGUGUCUAAAUUUCAACUAGCUACCUGUGUUAAGAUUCUGUCAAAUUAACAAAUGGGGCGUCUGUGAUGCAGCAACCGCGCAAAUCGGAGGUGCGCGAAAGGACAACAAACUGAACGCAAAAAAAAACGGUUUUAAAGAAAUUCCUUUUCAAUAUAGAUUUAUUGCAAGGCCCUUGCAACCUAUCACUGGGUGGAACAUGUUUUCAACCCUAGAUUGCCACCCACAUGCAGAUCCCCAUACAGUAAUGUAGUUUUUUAUAAAACGUCAGUGCUGUUUGUAGAUGACUGCUCUCUUGAGGGCAGCACAAGCCAUAUGCGAGUACUAUGUAUGGGUUCCAACAUUCCCGCUGGCUGUAUGGACAGAAGCAGAACUUCAUAGUUUGGCAUGACAGCUUACAGCUGACAUAUCAUCUAUAAUAUAUUUUUCUGGAUAUUGCUUCCAGCGAUGUGGUAAUGCUUACAACAAUAUUUCUCUUUAAUAUUUUUCCAGGUUAGUAUCAUGUUUACCGGUCUAGAAUUCUCACAUUACUUGUUGGCUGGCUUCACACGGUGUCCUAAUUAGCUCAUUCAAGCUUUACUGGUUGUGUCUAUUGUGUUGCAGGUCCGGGUCAAACAUUGUUUCGUCACAAUGCGCCAGUAACUGUAAUUGGAUUAUAUUUAGGCUACUGUUUACUGGCAUUAUUCAAUUUUUAUGUUAUUUUGAACAGUUCAUUAUGAACCAACACUACACGGUGAGAUCGUUUUUAUGUGGUUGUGUGAAGACCAAUUAAAUCGGCUUAUAAAUCUGCUUUAAUCCCUUUGAAGUUGAUAUCAUUCAAAAGUCUAUGGUUCCUGGCUGUAAUUAACAUAGCUUUUUUUUUUAAACAAAAGCUUGGUGUGGCAGUGUGCCAAUCAGUGGUCCAGCAAAAAGCCUGCCAGAAAGCCAGUGUAUUCACGGUGGCGUUAGUGUCCGGUGGCGAGCCAAUGGAAUGGGGGCCCCCUUUACAAACAGGAUUUGCUUUGUUUGCAGUGCUCAGUGAGUGCACCACUGCCCUGUGUCCGGGCAGGCGGGCGGGCAGGAAGCCGCAGUACACGGGAUGCACCACCACCAACAGCAGCAACAGCAGCUGACGCAGAGGCGUGGGGAACAUUGGGCGGUGCGGCGAGCGAGCCAGCUAGCGAGCGUUAGACGCACUCCCCCAGCGAGUACAAACCACAGACAGACGCGCCCUCCAUCUGGUAGCUUCUCAGCCCAGUCUGGCACCAGCUGCUUCUGUGUCCCACAGCAGAAUGCGCUAGGGCGGCCCACAAGUUGAACCGGGGAGCUGCGGUGCACCUAUGCUUUCAGGAGCGCCUGGGCGGACGCGGCUGCCCUAGGGCGGCUGGCCGGACGGGUUAUUAAGGAGUUGCGGGAGGCCGAUCCAAGGGAGGGGGGGUGGGGAUCAGUCGAGUAGCUGCUGCAUUUCAGCGGCCAAGGGUCGGCUAUAGCAGGGCGACUGCUUAUCUUGUGACCGCUGAGACCACUUGCUACCACGGAUUAUGAGUGUACUUUUGAACCACAUGGACUACAAAAAACGGGUAGACCCCUCACUGCAGACAGAGGCUCGGACGCAGGCCGACCCUACCCCAUCGGGUUCCAAGCACAAUCGCCGGAGGGACGCGGGCUCUCGCGAUGAGAGAUAUCGCUCGGACGUUCACACAGAAGCCGUUCAAGCCGCACUUGCCAAGCACAAGGAGAAGAAGAUGCCCAUGCCCAUGCCUUCCAAGCGCCGCUCGUUUGCCGUGCAAGCCGCUGUAGACGCCUACACGCCGCCAGACACGUCGUCGGCCUCCGAGGACGAGAACUCUCUCCGCCGGAGGUCCCAGGAUCCGCUGGGCCAGGGGUCGCUCAACGUGGAGCGCUGGAUCAGCCAGGCCAUGCAGCAGGGCACCUCCACCACGUCCUCCUCUGCCUCCUCCGCCUCGUCCCAUAGCACGGGGCCACGCGCCACCUCCCAGGCGGGGCCUGCCCCGACCCACACCUCCACGGCCACGCCUGGGCCCAGCCACGGCGAGCGGGAACGCCGCGGUGGGCCUGGCGCCCUGGCCGACGUCAUGGCCCACACGCACCUCGACGGUCGCUCCGCGCCCCCCGACGUGACGACCCACACCUCGGAGGCGCACCCUCCCCCAGUGCGGGGCUACUCCAGGGUCGCGCAUUCGGAGAUGAUGGACACCGGCAAUGGGAUGCCAGUCAACAGCCGAGUCUCCUCCAAAAUCCAGCAGCUUCUCAACACCCUCAAGAGGCCCAAGCGGCCGCCACUCAAAGAGUUCUUUGUUGACGACUUUGAUGAGCUCUUGGAAGUGCCACAACCCGACCCCAACCAGCCCAAGCCAGAGGGUGCGCAGACAACCCCCGUCAAGGGGGAGCCGCUGGGAGUGGUGACCAAUUGGCCGCCCUCGCUGGAGGCAGCCCUGCAACGCUGGGCCACGCAGUCGGCCAAGGCACUGUGCCUCACCGCCCUGGACACGACUGGCCGGCCCCAGUGCUCGCUCACCUACGGCAAACUGUGGAAGCAGAGUCUGAAGCUGGCAUACACACUGCUGAACAAGCUGGGGACCAAGCAAGAGCCUCUCCUUCGGCCCGGCAACAGGGUUGCGCUGGUCUACCCCAACAGCGAUCCCGCCGCCUUUGUCGUUGCCUUCUACGGCUGCCUGAUAGGAGGCCUCAUCCCCGUGCCCAUCGAGGUGCCUUUGACGAGCAAGGAUGCUGGCAGCCAGCAGAUUGGCUUCCUGCUGGGCAGCUGUGGAAUCUCUGUGGCGCUGACGAGCGACGUGUGCCUCAAGGGGCUGCCCAAGGCCCCCACGGGGGAAACCAUCACGUUUAAAGGCUGGCCCCGUCUCACGUGGUUUGUGACCGACUCUAAGAACCUCUCCAAGCCUCCAAAAGACUGGCCCGCCAAUCCCCGCGAGAGCAACAGUGACGCGGCGUACAUCGAGUACAAGACGAGCCGUGAGGGCACGGUGGUGGGCGUUGCCGUGUCACGCGCCUCCAUGCUCACGCACUGCCAGACGCUCACACAAGUGUGCGGGUACACGGAGGGUGACAUCCUCAUUAACGUCGUGGAUUUCAAAAGGGACGUGGGACUAUGGCAUGGAGUCCUAACCAGCGUGAUGAACAUGGUGCACGUGGUGUGCGUGCCGUACGCCCUCAUGAAGGCGAACCCUCUCUCCUGGAUCCAGAAGGUGUGCCAGUUUAAAGCCGGCGUGGCCACCGUCAAGUCACGUGACAUGCACUGGGCCAUGAUGUCGCACCGCGAGCACCGCGAGGUCAACCUGAGCUCCCUGCGCAUGCUCGUCGUGUCCGACGGGGCCAACCCCUGGUCUGUCUCAUCCUGCGAUGCCUUCUUGAACACCUUCCAAAGUAGGGGACUGAAGCCAGAUGCUAUCUGUCCCUGUGCCAGCUCUCCAGAGGCACUCACUGUGGCUAUUCGCAGGCCGGGUGCAGAGGGCAGCCGGCCCACGGGGCGCGGCGUCCUCUCCAUGCAUGGCCUGAGCUUCGGCGUGAUCCGGGCCGACUCGGAGGAGAAGCUCUCCGUGCUCACGGUGCAAGACUCCGGCAACGUCAUGCCGGGCGCAUUGAUGUGCAUCGUCAAGCCGGAUGGGCCUCCGCAGCUUUGCCGGACGGACGAGAUCGGAGAGAUCUGCGUGAGCUCCCGAUCCACAGCCUCCACGUACUACGGCCUGCCCGGCAUCACCAAGAGCAUCUUCGAGGUGUUUCCUGUCAGUGCCACGGGGUCUCCCGUGAGCCAGUAUCCCUUCAUCAGAACUGGGCUGCUCGGCUUCCUUGGGCCUAACGGGCUCAUGUUUUCCGUGGGCAAGACGGAUGGUCUCAUGAUGGUCGCAGGCAGGAGGCACAGCGCCGACGACGUCAUCGCCACCGCGCUGGCUGUGGAGCCAGUCAAGCUGGUGUACCGUGGACGGAUCGCCGUGUUUUCUGUGAACGUGCUGAGAGACGACCGCAUUGUGGUCGUGGCCGAGCAGAGGCCCGAGGCGUCCGAGGACGACUGCUUCCAGUGGAUGAGUCGGGUGUUGCAGGCGAUAGACAGCAUCCACCAGGUGGGCGUGUACUGCCUAGCGCUGGUGCCAGCCAACACUCUGCCCAAGUGUCCGCUGGGAGGGGUCCACAUCUCGGAGAGCCGCCAGCGCUUCCUGGAGGGCGCCCUGCACCCCUGCAACAUCCUCAUGUGUCCUCACACCUGCGUCACCAACCUGCCCAAGCCACGGCAGAAGCAGCCAGAGGUGGGCCCCGCCUCGAUGAUGGUGGGCAGCCUGGUGGCCGGCAAGCGCAUCGCGCAGGCCUGUGGCAGAGAACUCAACCACUCGGACGAGCAUGACCACACCAAGAAGUUCAACUUCCUGACAGAGGUUCUGCAGGACAGAUCUCAGACGACACCCGACCACAAUCUCUUCACGCUGAUCAAUGCAAAGGGCCUGGUGGCGGCGACGGCCUCUUGCCUGCAACUGCACAGGCGCGCUGAGCGGGUGUCCACGCUGCUCACGGAGAAGGGGCGGCUCAACUCGGGCGACCACGUCGCACUGGUGUACCCCCCAGGCAUCGACUUGAUCGCGGCAUUCUACGGCUGCCUGUACACGGGCUGCGUCCCGGUCACCGUGCGACCUCCCCACCCGCAGAACCUGGCCAGCACUCUCCCCACCGUGCGCAUGAUCGUCGAGGUGAGCAAGUCAGUGUGUGUGCUCACGACCCAAGCGGUCACGAAACUGCUGAAGUCAAAGGAGGCAGCUGCUGCAGACAUCAAAUCCUGGCCUCCAAUUCUCGAUACCGACGACCUCCCACGGAAGAGCCCCAAGCAGCUUUACCGAGCCCCCACGCCCGAGAUGCUGGCCUACCUGGACUUCAGCGUGUCCACCACGGGGAUCCUGGCUGGCGUCAAGAUGUCGCACGCGGCGGCGAGCGCCCUGUGCCAGGCCAUCAAACUGCAGUGCGAGCUGUACCCGUCGCGCCUCGUGGCUCUCUGCCUCGACCCCUACUGCGGCCUGGGCUUCGUCCUGUGGUGCCUCUCGGGGGUAUAUGCAGGCCACCAGUCUUUCCUGAUCCCGCCCUUGGAGCUGGAGUCGAACCCGGCUCUGUGGCUGUCGGCCGUGAGCCAGCACCGUGUGCGGGAUACCUUCUGCUCGUACUCCGUCAUGGAGCUGUGUACGCGUGGUCUGGGCGCACAGACGGACGCACUCAAGGCGAAGGGUGUGAACCUGUCGUGCGUGCGCACGUGCGUGGUGGUGGCGGAGGAGCGACCGCGAAUCGCGCUCACACAGUCCUUCUCCAAGCUCUUCAAGGAUCUGGGGCUGUCGGCGCGCGCCGUCAGCACCACCUUCGGCUGCCGCGUCAACGUGGCCGUUUGCCUGCAGCCGCGGAAAAUGGGCAACGUAGCAGAGCAGGGAACCGCUGGACCUGAUCCCACCACCGUCUACGUGGAUAUGAGGGCUCUGAGACACGACAGGGUCCGCAUGGUGGAGAAGGGCUCUCCCCUGAGCCUGCCCUUAAUGGCAUCUGGAAAGAUUAUGCCUGGGGUGAAGGUGAUUGUUGCCAACCCAGAGACCCGCGGGCCCCUGGGAGACUCCCACUUGGGAGAGAUCUGGGUGCAGAGCCCUCACAACUCGAGUGGGUACUACACCAUCUACGGAGACCAGUCGCUGCACACGGACCACUUCAGUGCGCGUCUCACCGUGGGAGACACGCACGCCGUGUGGGCCAAGACGGGCUACCUGGGCUUCAUCCGGCGCACAGAGCUCACCGACGCCAGUGGGGAUCGCCACGAUGCGCUGUACGUGGUUGGUUCACUGGACGAGACGCUGGAGCUGCGAGGGAUGCGGUACCACCCCAUCGACAUCGAGACCUCCAUCCUGCGGGCUCACAAGAGCAUUGCUGAGUGCGCCGUGUUCACGUGGACCAACCUGCUGGUGGUGGUGGUGGAGCUGGGAGGGCAGGAGCAGGAGGCGCUGGACCUGGUGCCGCUGGUCACCAACUCGGUGCUGGAAGAGCACUAUCUGGUGGUGGGCGUGGUGGUGGUCACGGACCCUGGCACCAUCCCCAUCAACUCGCGUGGAGAGAAACAGCGCAUGCACCUGCGCGACGGUUUUCUCGCCGACCAGCUUGACCCAAUAUACGUGGCCUACAACAUGUAA
This is a messenger RNA of Petromyzon marinus (sea lamprey), 9068 nucleotides long. RefSeq names its product disco-interacting protein 2 homolog C-like. The record is from RefSeq and is a predicted model, not a curated record. Lineage: Eukaryota; Metazoa; Chordata; Hyperoartia; Petromyzontiformes; Petromyzontidae.